Molecule: messenger RNA, 4782 nt
Organism: Galeopterus variegatus (Sunda flying lemur)
Lineage: Eukaryota; Metazoa; Chordata; Mammalia; Dermoptera; Cynocephalidae
Gene: ADNP2
Product: ADNP homeobox 2
Exons: 2
Biological process (GO): regulation of gene expression
Cellular component (GO): nucleus
Molecular function (GO): DNA binding
Source: RefSeq, a predicted model, not a curated record
GACCUUAAAGGCUUCGAUCCAGGAGAGAAGUACUUUUAUAACACAUCAUGGGGAGAUGUUUCUCUUUGGGAAUCUUCUGGAAAGAAAGUGAGAUAUCGAACAAAGCCAUACUGUUGUAGCCUCUGUAAAUACUCCACAAAGGUUCUUACUUCAUUCAAAAGUCAUUUACAUCGUUACCAUGAAGAUGAAAUUGACCAAGAGCUGGUGAUCCCUUGCCCAAACUGUGUGUUUGCAUCUCAACCCAAAGUUGUGGGAAAGCACUUUAGAAUGUUCCAUGCACCUGUUCGGAAAGUCCAGAACUACACAGUGAAUAUUUUAGGUGAAACUAAGUCAUCUAGGAGUGAUGUGAUAAGUUUUACAUGUUUAAAAUGUAACUUUUCGAACACUUUAUACUACAGCAUGAAGAAGCACGUGCUGGUAGCCCAUUUUCACUACUUAAUUAACUCCUACUUUGGCCUGCGAACUGAGGAAGUGGGUGAGCAAGCAAAAACUAAUGAUAUUCUUUCUAUGGAGAAAAUCCCAUCAUCUGACAAAUAUUAUUGUAAAAAGUGCAACGCCAAUGCUAGCAGCCAGGAUGCUUUAAUGUAUCACAUUUUGACAUCGGACAUUCACAGGGAUUUGGAGAAUAAGCUUAGAUCUGUGAUUUCAGAACAUAUUAAGAGGAGUGGAUUUUUGAAGCAAAUGCAUAUUGCUCCAAAACCAGCGGCACGUUUGGCCAUUCCAACCAACAACAGUGCUCCAGGCAACCCAGCCCCGCCCUCAUGCUUUCAUCUCUCCUUGCCGCAGAGCACUUCAAGCCCAGCCAUGGUGCCACCUGUGACUGUGGCCCCGGGCACUGCGGGGAGCCUCACCCACUCUCCACCUGCUGUUGCCCAGUCCCACGUGACUCUUGUCCCUAGUGCUCUGCCAGUGGGCCAGAGCAACCUCCCUGUGCAGUCCUCAGCUCCGCAGCCUGUCUUUCUUUCUCAUGGGGUCUCACUUAAUCAGUCGGGGAAUCCUCCCGUGCUCCCCUUGAAUCAGCCAGUUGGGCCUGUAAAUAAGUCUGUUGGGACUGGCGUCCUCCCCAUAAACCAGACUGUCCGCCCUGGGGUUUUACCCCUCACACAGCCUGUUGGGCCCAUAAACAGACCCGUUGGGCCCGGUGUUCUUCCUGUCAGUCCCUCUGUCACCACUGGGGUUCUGCAGGCCGUCUCACCAGGGGUGAUUUCUGUGAGUCGGGCAGUCCCGUCAGGGGUCCUUCCUGCAGGCCAGAUGACCCCUGCUGGGGUUAUCCCUGGACAGACUGCAACUUCUGGGGUUCUUCCUUCUGGCCAGAUGGUCCAGUCAGGGGUUCUCUCUGUUGGCCAGACAGCCCCAUCACGGGUUCUGCCCCCUGGCCAGACGGUCCCGUUGAGGGUUCUUCCUGCUGGCCAGAUGGUCCCAUCUGGGCUUCUUUCUCCCAACCAGACAGUCUCCUCAAGUGUUGUCCCUGUGAACCAGGGUGUGAAUUCUGGCAUUCUUCAGCUUGGUCAGCCCAUCGUGUCAGGGGUUCUUCCUGUGGGCCAGCCAGUGAGGCCUGGGGUCCUGCAGCUCAACCAGCCUGUUGGCACCAGCAUUCUGCCUAUGAAUCAGCCAGUCAGACCUGGAGCCUCGCAGAACACCACUUUCUUAACAUCAGGCUCUAUUCUCAGGCAGCUCAUCCCUACAGGGAAGCAAGUGAAUGGGAUUCCAACCUACACUCUGGCCCCAGUGUCUGUCACAUUGCCUGUGCCAGCCGGAGGCGUUGCGACUGUUGCUCCCCCACAGGUGCCCGUCCAGCUCCUGCCAUCGGGUGCAGCUGCACAGAUGGCCAGCUCAGUGGCUGGCAUGCCCGUGCCUCCAGUGCUGGUGAACGCUGCUCAGAGCGUGUUUGUUCAGGCCUCUUGCCCGGCAGCAGAUGCAAAUCAGGUGCUCAAACAGGCCAAGCAGUGGAAAACCUGCCCAGUUUGCAACGAGCUCUUCCCUUCCAACGUCUACCAGGUUCAUAUGGAAGUGGCUCAUAAGCACAGUGAGUCCAAGUCCAGAGAAAAACUUGAGCCUGAAAAACUAGCAGCAUGUGCACCAUUUUUAAAGUGGAUGAGAGAGAAGACAGUUCGGUGUCUUUCUUGCAAGUGCUUGGUCUCAGAGGAGGAGCUUAUCCAACACUUGCUGAUGCAUGGCUUGGGGUGCCUGUUCUGUCCAUGUACUUUCCAUAAUAUCAAAGGUCUUUCCGAGCACAGUAGGACUGUGCACCGAGGGAAGAAGAGGUUGCCUGUGGAUUAUAGCAACAAAGGCUUUCAAUUAGAUAUUGAUGCUAAUGGCAAUCUGCUAUUUCCCCAUCUUGAUUUCAUUACCAUAUUGCCAAAGGAAGAGCUUGGGGAGCGGGAAGUCUACUUGGCGAUACUUGCUGGGAUACACUCCAAGUCACUCGUGCCAGUGUACGUCAAGGUGAGGCCUCAGACCGAGGGCACACCUGGAAGCACCAGCAGACAGGUGCUGACCUGCCCCUUUUGCUUUGGCACCUUUGUGACAACUGCAGCGUAUGAACUUCAUUUGAAGGAGAGGCACCACAUCAUGCCGACAGUCCAUACAAUUCUGAAGUCACCUGCUUUCAAGUGCAUCCACUGCUGUGGGGUUUACACUGGAAACAUGACCCUGGCUGCCAUCGCUGUCCACUUGCUGCGUUGCAGAAGUGCCCCUAAGGACAGCAGCUCAGACCUGCAAAUCCAGCCUGAUUUCAUUGACAACAGUGAACUGCUUUUAGUCAAUGGUGAAGUGAUACAUGAUUCCAAUUUUUCUGUAAAGAGAAAGCUGCCUGAUGGCCACUUUGGGGCAGAAGACCAGAGGGAUGGGGAGGAACAGCCUCUCAUCCUAAGUGCUGAUGCAGCCCCAGGUCCAGAAAAAGUAACCAACGUCAUGCCUUUUAAAAGACAGAGGAAUGAAAGCAGGACAGAGGGACCAGUGGCCAGUGAUGAUGCUCUUCACAUUUUAGCAUUAGAUCCUAAGAAAUAUGAAGACCGUUCUUAUGAAGAAAAAAAGCAGUUUCUUAGAGAUUAUUUCCAUAAGAGACCAUAUCCUAGUAAAAAGGAAAUAGAACUGUUAUCUUCACUCUUAUGGGUUUGGAAAAUUGAUGUGGCUUCAUUUUUUGGAAAAAGAAGAUAUAUUUGCAUGAAAGCAAUAAAAAAUCAGAAGCCUUCUGUACUUUUAGGCUUUGAUAUGUCUGAACUUAAGAAUGUUAAACACAGAUUGAACUUUGAAUAUGAAUCACAAAACUUGUAAAAAAAAAAAAUGAGCAAGUGUAAAGUACUAGGUGAUAGUGUUUUCAAUUGAGACUUAGAAAAUGUCAUUUUCUUCACUGUGUUGAAAUAAUCAAUUUCAGUGGUCUUUAUGCUGCUCUUAGAUUUAUUUCAGGUGCUCAGAAAGACUCCUGUGUAAGGAAGUGAACAGUUCUUUCAGAUAUUGUUUCUUGCAGUUUGAUUUGUAACUAUUAUUUUCAUUUUUUUCUGUCAUGUAAAUUAAAUCUUUUAAUAUUUCAUGCAUGCCUUUUCUCAGUAGUGUCAGUAUCGUAUGAUAAAAACCUGAAAUCUAUAUCUGUUUUUUCAUUUAAGGAAAUUUCAGCAUGUUUCAGAAUACUUGAUUAACUGCAAGUUAAGGCAUCCUUCUCCCUUAUCUUUUCAGGUGGCAGCAAAUGAUACGGUAAUUGUUUGGAGAUGUGGGCACAGAUCCCAGUGGUGGAUGUGGUUCCCUAAGGAUGCACUGCAUUAAUUUAUGCUGAUUUCUUCUUUGUAAGCUAUUUGCUUAUUAGAUUGUAAUUUUGAUUUACAUUUUUUCAGGUUUGUCCUAACAGCUGUUUUAUUGUUUUGUUUUGUCAUAACUCAAUAGAAAACCAAAUGCUUUCAUUUGUUAAAAAUAUACCGAGUCUGAAGUCUGGUAUGUAGCUCAUAAAUUAAGAGUUCUUUUUCAAAUGAAGUAAUUCUGUAGGUGCAGAAAUACUUUUCAGUUUAAACUUUUCCCCUCUUUUGAUAUUGUGAUGUCAUUUCUCCACUCAAAGGUAAGACAAUAAAUCUUUAGUGCCUUUAGAAUAAACAUGGGAAAGACACACACAAAAUCUCUUCUCCUGACUGCUCAUAAACUAGUUGGAAGGGAAGGACCGUGAUAUUCAGGAAUGAAAUUUUUGCCCCUGAGUCUGGAUACUAACUGAAACUUAAACACAUGUGUUCAGCAGAGAAGGUGAAACGAGUAGACUAAGAUCUAGUCUCUGUGGUUGGUGUAGUGAGUCUCCAACAGUGUACUAGAGGUGAGCAUAUUAGUAUUGGGAAUGGACUUUCCAUAUCCCAUUUGUCCGAUGAAUGGGACAGUGUAAUGCUAGAGAAUCUCUAUUGUAUCACCGUCCUUUGGGUGAUAAAACCUCAUGUUUUUUUUUUUCAUGGAAUAUAGAAUAUCUUAAAGCACCAGAACCAGUAAUGGGGACCAGCCAGCUUAGACUGUAAGUACUGUUGCUGGUGAUGCACAGCAGAGGAGCCUGUCUAACAUAUCUUUAGGUAGAAGUAUUUGGAGGAUGUGACAGCCUCUGGGAAAUAUAAUAUUGUUACAUGGAUUUUUUAAAAAUGUAAUACUUGCAUGUAAGUGCUAUAAUGUGUGUUUUUGAGGCAGUUGUGAAGCUGGUCUGUGAUUGUCAGUAUACUCUUGUAAAUUCAAAGAGAGAGCUUGUUGAACUUUAUUAUUAUUUUUUUUUUACCUAUUGUUUUCAGAGUGUCUAUUUUGAAUUAAAAUUUGUUACACUAC